AUGCCAUCAUAUAAUAUUUUGCCAGAAUCUGUUCGAGAUGGUAUACAGACAGUAAAUUUGGAUCCUAAUAAUUUGUUUGAUAAUCUUCAUACUAUGAUCCAUGAAGACUCGAAUAACAAUGAACCACAGGUUGUAGAACAUUUCAACUAUCAACAAGAAUUAGAUAAAUCAUUGUUAUCAAGAGGCUCAAUAAUUGGAUUAGGGUUCAGUUUAAUGAGUCCAGUUUUAGGAAUGUGCACCAGUAUGUCAAUUGGUUUACUUAACGGUGGGCCCCUUACCAUAAUGUUUGGAUUCCUUAUCAGCGGUUUUUGUAUAUGGUUUUGUUCUUUAUCAUUAGGUGAAAUUGUAUCUAAAUUUCCUAUGGAAAUUCAUAUUGGGAGUGCCAUGUUAGCACCAGACUCCUUUAAAUUGAUUUGCUCAUGGUAUACUGGCUGGUUAAUGCUUAUUGGAAACUGGACUAUGAGUACAAGUAUUACAUUUGCAGGUGCCCAGUUAACUAUCUCUUUAAUACUUAUGACUAACUCAGAUUUGAUAGAUGAGACUCAUUUAAUAUUUUAUACUGUUAUCGUCUUCUAUCUUGUAGUAACUAUUGUUGGAUUUAUCAAUUUGAAAUUUGCAAGAUUCAUUGAGAUUAUCAAUAAAGUUUGUGUAUACUGGAUCAUCUAUGCUAUUAUAUUCAUUGAUAUUCUACUGUUAAUUUUCCAUAAAGGAAAAUACCGUUCUUUGAAAUAUGCUUUAUUUCAUUUUGAUAAUAGUUUGUCUGGCUGGAAAAAUGUUUUUUUAUCAUUUGUUAUUGGGUUCCAACAAUCUAACUUUACUUUACAAGGAUUUAGUAUGUUACCAGCCUUGGCAGAUGAAGUUAAAAAACCUGAAAGAGAUAUUCCUCAAGGUAUGUCAAAUGCAGUCCUUUUGUCUGCCUUUUCAGGUAUUAUAUUUUUAUUACCAGUCAUGAUCAUCCUACCUGACAUAGAAACUUUAUUUACAAAUCAUAAAGUGUUACCUAUUGUCAAUAUUUUCACCCAAUCUACCCAUUCUAUGAUUGUAUCAGUUUUCCUUAUCCUAUCAAUCUUGGGAAACUUAUUCUUUUCAGGGAUUGGUUCCAUUACUGCAUCGUCAAGAUCUGUUUACAGUUUUAGCCGCGAUCAUGCUAUCCCGUAUUAUAAUUUAUGGACUUUUGUUAAACCAGAAUCAGAAUCAAAAGUUCCUAAAAAUUCCAUUUUAUUAAGUAUGGCAAUCUCCUAUUUAUUGGGUAUUUUAGCGUUAUUUUCCACUGCUGCGUUUAAUGCAUUUAUUGGUGCUGCAGUAUUAUGUCUAUGUUCUGCAACAUGUAUACCAUUAGUGUUAGUAUUAUUUAGAAGAAGGAGAGUGUUAAAAAAUGCGCCAAUUAAAAUAAGAUAUAAAUUUGGGUGGGGGAUUAAUAUAUUAUCCAUCAUAUGGUUAUUAUUAUCUAUGUUUUCGGUGUGUCUACCAACUAGAAUUCCUGUCACUGCAAAGACAAUGAAUUAUGCACUCAUAGUCUAUGUUCUUUGUCUCAUUAUAAUAACCAUAUUAUAUUUUAAAUGGGGAAAAUAUAAUUUCAAAUUACCAUUGCAUGAAGGUGAAGAUAUCAUAAAACGCAAUAAUAUUCAAAUAACAAAUCAUAAUGGAUAUGCUAAUCUAAAUCAAGAUAUAUCCGAAACAUUUGAUGAAGAAUCAUAUGUGUUACAAUCUCAAAAUACAACCAAUAAUAAUAUGCAAUUUGCCGAUAACAAUGAUAAAAUAGAGGAAAUUAGUACAAAUAAGGUUAAUAGGCAAAAUGAUAGUGCAAAUAUAACUUCAAUAUCGGAAUAUGACACAAAAAUUACAAAACAAGAAGGUCCACCCAUAACAUUUAAUGAUGACAGAAACUCGUUCGAGUUAGUAUCCAAUCCAUUUGAAAAUAACGUUAAUGAAAUAUCACCAACCUAUGAAGAAGUUAAUGAUUGGGAUUUUGCUGUCCAAGAAAGUAUCAAUAGUGACAAUCACAAUUAUAAAAAAAGUUUUAUAGAGAAUAAUAAGAACACAGCAGCCUCAUAG
This is a messenger RNA of Arxiozyma heterogenica, 2055 nucleotides long. It is a transcript of the gene TPO5, whose product is annotated as Tpo5p. Gene Ontology annotation, biological process: transmembrane transport. The transcript has a single exon. The record is from RefSeq and is a predicted model, not a curated record. Gene Ontology annotation, cellular component: membrane. NCBI's taxonomy places the organism in Eukaryota, Fungi, Ascomycota, Saccharomycetes, Saccharomycetales, Saccharomycetaceae. Bases 1 to 2055 code for a protein of 684 amino acids.